AUGGUGCCGCUGCUGUUGUUUUUGUUCGGCACGGCGCUGGCGGGCUGGACGCCCCCGUUCGCCCUCACGCAGUACCACGACUUUCCUGAUUUCGAGCAGUACGUCAUCGAGGUAGCCAAGCGGAACCCAUCGUUCGUCCAGCUGCGCGACAUCGGAAGGACCCACGAAGGACGGCGCCUACUGGGGCUAAAGAUCGGGCGCCCGAGCGCCGUCCCGAAGCCGGCCGUCUGGAUCGAUGGCGGCAACCACGCCAGGGAGUGGCCCGCUUUUCAUACCGCCAUCUACUUUAUUGAGCAGUUUGUCACCCGCUACGGCCAAUCCGACCGCAUCACCGACUACAUCAACAAGCUGGACAUCUACAUAUUCCCGGUGCUGAACCCGGACGGCUUCAUCUUCAGCAGGACCGACACGAAAGAUCUGAUCCGCCAAUGGCGCAAGAAUCGAGCUCCGGCGAAUUGCACCGGAUUCCACUCGACCACCGUGCGGAACGUCUGCUGCGAGGGCGUGGAUUUGAACCGGAACUGGGACUUCAGCUUCAAACAGACCAACUACCCCUUCAACAACCCCUGCUCCGACGAAUUUCAGGGCCCGUUCCCGUUCAGUGAGCCGGAAACACGAGCUGUCCGCGACUACGUGACCGGCCGCGAGCUGUCCGGGCGGCUCCACGCCUACUUUUCGAUGCACACCCAUGGACAGCUGUGGAUUCUACCGUAUAACGACCACCGGAAGCACUACCCGGAGGACUAUAAGGAUAUGGAGCGCCUAGCCUUCAGGGCGGCCGAAGCUCUCUACCAGUACCGGGAGACAAAGUACAGAAUCGGAACGGCGGCCGACAUGCUGGGUGGCCCAGCGACGGGCGGAGCCACCGACUGGAUCAAGGCGAACACCAAGACAAAAUACGUCUUCGUUCUCGAGCUGCCGCCAGAUCUAUCGUCCUGGUUCGCCUUCCAAGUCCGCCCUCACUGGCUGCUCCCCAUCGCCAAGGAGACGUGGCUGGCGGUGAAGGUGAUUCUGGAGCAGACGCUGGAAGACCACGGACUUCAGAGCCGGGCC
Mesorhabditis spiculigera is the source of this 1053-nucleotide messenger RNA. The record is from the annotation of a GenBank genome assembly. Lineage: Eukaryota; Metazoa; Nematoda; Chromadorea; Rhabditida; Rhabditidae.